Molecule: messenger RNA, 3540 nt
Organism: Phycodurus eques (leafy seadragon)
Lineage: Eukaryota; Metazoa; Chordata; Actinopteri; Syngnathiformes; Syngnathidae
Product: serine/threonine-protein phosphatase 4 regulatory subunit 3-A-like
Exons: 16
Coding region: 319-2724 (801 amino acids)
Biological process (GO): DNA damage response; protein dephosphorylation
Cellular component (GO): protein phosphatase 4 complex; nucleoplasm
Molecular function (GO): protein phosphatase activator activity
Source: RefSeq, a predicted model, not a curated record
UUACAAGAUGGCGCCCCGUGGACGUUAGCGAGGAGGCCGAUUGAGUUUGUGUUGUGUUUCCCCUCCUCCUCUCCUUCAACCGAGGGGGGAGCUUUCCCUUUCGAGUUGGGUGCCGUGGACGGGAGCAUGCCUAGGAAGUAGGAGCAGUCGCCGCCGAUACUUUUCGUCCCUCGGGUUGGCUCCUCUGUCCCGUUGUAACAUGCGGGCGCCAGCGAAGUUGUCAGGCUAGGAAGGAAAACACCGAGGCGCUUCUUCGCUUGGCUUGUUAGCGUCCAGCUAGCCUAGCCUGCUAGCUCCUCCACAUUUCCCCCGUUCACAAUGUCGGACACUCGGCGGCGGGUGAAAGUUUAUACGCUCAACGAAGACCGCCAGUGGGACGACCGGGGCACUGGGCACGUUUCGUCCACGUUUGUGGAACGACUCAAGGGAAUAUCUUUACUAGUUCGGGCUGAAUCCGACGGGUCACUACUGUUGGAGUCGAAGAUUAGCCCCAACACUGCAUAUCAGAAACAACAAGACACGCUGAUCGUCUGGUCUGAGGCGGAUAAUUAUGACCUGGCUUUGAGCUUCCAGGAGAAAGCGGGCUGCGAUGAGAUCUGGGAGAAGAUUUGCCAGGUGCAAGGGAAGGACCCCGCCCUGGACAUCACCCAGGAUCCCAUCGACGAGUCCGAAGAGGAGCGUUUCGAGGAGAUCCCCGAGACGAGCCACCUGGUGGAGCUCCCGCCCUGCGAGCUCAGCCACCUGGAGGAGAUCGCAGACCUGGUGACGUCGGUGCUGUCCUCGCCCAUCCGCCGGGAAAAACUGGCCUUGGCCCUCAUGAGCGAGAGCUACCUCAAGAAACUGCUGGGCCUCUUCCGAGUGUGCGAGGACUUGGACAACCGGGAAGGCCUGCACCACCUGUACGAGAUCGUCCGCGGCGUGCUCUUCCUCAACAAGGCCGCCCUCUUCGAGGUGAUGUUCUCCGACGACUGCAUCAUGGACGUGGUGGGCUGUCUGGAGUACGACCCGGCGCUGGUGCAGCCCAAGCGCCACCGUGAGUUCUUGACCAAGACGGCCAAGUUCAAGGAGGUGAUCCCCAUCACGGACUCUGAGCUGCGGCAGAAGAUCCACCAGACGUACCGCGUGCAGUACAUCCAGGACAUCAUCCUGCCCACGCCGUCAGUCUUCGAGGACAACUUCCUCUCCACGCUCAACUCCUUCAUCUACUUCAACAAGGUGGAGAUUGUCAGUAUGUUGCAGGAGGACGAGAAGUUCCUCACUGAGGUUUUUGCGCGGCUCACGGACGAAGGCACAGAGGACAGUAAAAGACGAGAACUUGUGAACUUCGUCAAGGAGUUCUGCGCUUUCUCACAGACGCUACAGCCUCAAAACAGAGACGCUUUCUUCAAGAUGCUAGCCAAUCUCAGCAUUUUGCCCGCGCUGGAAAUAGUCAUGGGAAUGGAUGACCUGCAGGUGAGGGCGGCAGCCACAGACAUCUUCUCCUAUCUGGUGGAAUUCAGCCCCUCUAUGGUCCGAGAGUUUGUCAUGCAGGAACUACAGCAGCCCGACGAUGUAAGCAUCGGACAACAAGCAGAAGAAAGAGAGAAAGAUGUGCUGCUCAUCAACGUGGUGAUCAAGCAGAUGAUCUGCGACUCGGACCCCGAGUUGGGCGGCGCCGUCCAGCUGAUGGGGCUUCUGCGGACGCUAAUCGACCCCGAGAACAUGCUGGCUUCCACCAAUAAAACGGAGAAGACCGAAUUCCUGAGUUUCUUCUACAAGUACUGCAUGCACGUUUUAACCGCUCCUCUGCUUGCCAACACGGUGCUUGACAAAAAUUUAAAAGAUUUGCAAGAGGGAUCCACCAAGAGCAACCCUGUGUGUCCAGAUAACUUUCAGACAGCACAACUGCUGGCUCUGAUCCUGGAGCUGCUCACCUUUUGCGUGGAGCACCACACGUAUCACAUCAAGACCUACAUCAUGAACAAAGACCUGCUGAGGAGGGUGCUGGUGCUCAUGAACUCCAAGCAUACCUUCCUCGCUCUCUGUGCAUUGCGUUUCAUGCGGCGGAUCAUCGGCCUGAAGGACGAGUCCUACAACCGCUACAUCAUCAAAGGGAACCUGUUUGAGCCGGUCAUCAACGCGCUGCUGGACAACGGCACGCGAUACAAUCUCCUCAAUUCGGCCAUCAUCGAGCUCUUCGAGUUCAUCAAAGUGGAGGACAUCAAGUCCCUUAUUGCUCACAUUGUGGAUAACUUCUACAAAGCUCUUGAGCCCAUCGAGUACGUGCAGACCUUCAAGGGCCUGAAGGGCCAAUACGAGCAGGAGAAAGACAGACAGAGUCAGAAACUCACCAGCAGGUACCGGCGAGAGGCUCGCUCAUUGGACGAGGAUGAAGAGCUGUGGUUCAACGAGGACGAAGACGAGGAGGAGGCGGAGGCUGUGGAGAAGAGCCGGAUGGAAGACGACUACUCGGACGGCUACGGCAAGUACAUGGAGGCCAAAAAAGGCGCAGCUAACGGCGCAAACAACGGCAAAGCUGUGGCGCUGCCUCCCACCUCGCCCCCCGCCACCCCCAACAACAGCUCCGCGUCCUCGGUCAAGACGGUCGCACUUACCGCCUCGCCAGUAGUGAAGACCGCUCUGGUCGGUUUGGUGGACUACCCCGACGAUGAGGACGAAGAGGAGGUAGAUGAAGAGGAGGAAGAAGAGCAAUCCCCCAGGAAGCGUCCUCGUCUCAGCUCUUAGCACCCCGGAACAAAGUCUGGCGCAGUCGCCCUUUCCGCACAAAGAAUUGGAUGGACCAUCUCCCUCUUCUCCAGACCCUCACUGACCCUUAACUUCUCUUCCUCAUCAUCAAAGUGCCAAGGCCCUUCCCUGUACUGGCUCUGUUGCUGUAGCCAACGGAAGCCGCCGGCGUGCCCAAAGGGAAGCGGCUCACAGGUUGACAAAACGGCGGACGCCGGCGAAUGAACUGUGCCACAGGCCAGUCAGGCUAGCAGGACUAGCCCCCCCAGAACCCCACCCCACACAGUUGUUAGGACGCUUGACUGGCCGUUUGCGGAAAGGACUGGACAUCCACAGGAACAGAACACACACAACCAAGGAUCCCAGAUGUGUUACAAAAAGUACUGUCCAGAUGUCGUCCGUCCCCCCUCCUGUUUAAUCAUUUGCCCGCCCCAUUUUGAAACGGGGACAACGACGACCAUCCGCCCUGUGCUUUUUUUUUUGUUUUGUUUUUUUAGCACAACGGUGGCGUUGUUGUUCUCCCUUUUGGUCUAGUUCAUUUGAUUCAAUGUAAAGAUGAACAUGGUGUUUAAAAAAAAAAAAGAGAGAGAGAAAAACAGAGAGAGUAAAUGAAAUGAAAACUGCAGUAAAGUUGUUUUUUUGCAGCCAACUUUUGCGAAUGUUUGUUUUGUAUUCUUAGGGAGCUAACGCUGCUAAAUUUGCAUUUUAUUGUUGAAAGGAAAUUAAUUUAAAAGCAAACUGUUGAUUCCUUUGACCAGUUUUGUAGCUCUAAAUGAAUUUCAAUCUCAUUUGAUACACAUUUUGAUACAAAUUUCA